This is a messenger RNA of Medioppia subpectinata, 480 nucleotides long. Lineage: Eukaryota; Metazoa; Arthropoda; Arachnida; Sarcoptiformes; Oppiidae. The record is from the annotation of a GenBank genome assembly.
AUGGGGAGCCGAAAGUUAUGCAAAGUAUUUGUGGGAAUCGGUUUGGUAUGUGUUGUGGUCGGCGUUGGCAUUGGGUUUGGUGUGUAUUACGGGCGGAGAUGUGCCGACAGUUGUCUCGGCUCUUAUGAAUCUGAGUCCAAGUUAGGGGUGUUUAACAAGUAUGCGGUCAGUACGGACUCACAGCCCUGCGCUCGCAUCGGAAAGGAGAUUCUGGAGGAAGACGGCAACGCUAUGGACUCAAUGAUAGCGGUGUUACUCUGUAUGGGUGUUACUAUACCCGAGUCCAUGGGUUUGGGUGGCGGAGCACUUAUACUCAUUUAUAACACGAAAACAAACAAAUCGUUUGCUAUAAACGCGAGAGAGAAAGCGCCGGCGGCUGCCUAUAAGGAUAUGUACAAAGACAAGGGUUUCCACAACUCAGUGGACGGCCCGCUGGCCAUUGCAGUGCCGGGAGAACUGCACGGCUAUUGGCAUAUGUUU